This is a messenger RNA of Australozyma saopauloensis, 480 nucleotides long. RefSeq names its product dolichyl-diphosphooligosaccharide-protein glycotransferase. Gene Ontology annotation, biological process: protein N-linked glycosylation. The coding region runs from base 1 to 480 and encodes 159 amino acids. The transcript has a single exon. Gene Ontology annotation, cellular component: membrane; oligosaccharyltransferase complex. Lineage: Eukaryota; Fungi; Ascomycota; Pichiomycetes; Serinales; Metschnikowiaceae. The record is from RefSeq and is a predicted model, not a curated record.
AUGGCCAAAAAAGACGUGGCUGCUAAAAAAGCCAGCGCUGCGUUCGCUGCUCGUCCCGAUUUGGACGCCGCAACCGCCAGAAAACCCGUCAAGUCAUCGUCUCCGAUCUCCAAAAGCAUCAACGAUGUGGUGGCCGCCGUUAACACCACUUAUACCAAUUAUCUCAAGGCAUUGACUCCGCGGUUGAAAUUGAUCGACUCCUUCUUGGUGUUCUUGGUUGCCUUGGGUGUCUUGCAGUUUGUCUACGUGUUGUUGGUGGGUAACUUUCCAUUCAACGCAUUCUUGGGAGGAUUCAUCUCAUGUGUUGGCCAGUUCGUCUUAACAGUGAGUUUGAGAAUGCAAUAUGCACUUGCAACGCAGUCAGAGGAGUCAAAGGGGGAGGACUCGCCAUUUCCAACCAUCACACCGGAGCGGGCUCUUGGCGACUUUGUCUUUGCCAGUUUAGUGUUACACUUCAUCGUGUUCCAUUUCAUCAACUAA